AUGUCUGCAAGUACUCGGCCGUCGUUUGUCUUCAGAAAGCAGCUGUUCAACAUAUCCAACCGACUCACCAACGCCGACGUGAAGAACCUCAAGUUCUUGUGCACCGACUUACUCACGAGGCGGGUCGUGGAGGGUAUCACCACGGGUUCCCAACUGUUCUCGGCCCUGGAGGACGUCAAUCUCCUCUCUCCCACCAACCUGGACUUCUUGCAGAUGAUCUUGGACUCCGUGAGCAAAGGCCACCUCGUCAAACAACUGAAAGAAGCCAUCGCCAACCCGGCCAGCCACGAGAACGGGGGUUUAUACGAGACCGCCACGAGCGGACCCCCGUCUCUCGAUCCGGCGGACCCCUUGACCAUCAAAUUCAACUCGUUCCUCGUCUCGCUUGGCAGUGAGCUCCCCGAGCGAGACCUGAAACACGCUGCCUACUUCUUCCAGAGCUGCAAAGUGACGGGGCUCAGCGCGCAGGAGGUCCAGUGCCUCCGCGACCCGGCGGGGCUGUUUCAGAUUCUCAAACAGGAGAAGAUAAUUUCUCCGACAGAUCUCGGCGAGAUGAGGCGGGUCAUGGAGGCCAUUGGGCGAAUAGACCUGCGGGACAAGAUCAACGAGUACAUGGACAGUGUGUCAGGCGUGUCAGACGGGAGCGAUCAAAGUGGGGGAGGUGGGAGAGGGGUGCAUGUGGAAGGCGGUGGUGUGUACAGAGAUCGACAGUUUGUCUUGGACUCCAGCAGGGACUCUUUGUCCAGCAACUUUUCGUUCGAUAGCUCGGAAGGGAAGGUAGUGGGCGAUUCACGACCGGUGAACCUCCCCCGACAGCCCCAACAGCAGCAAUCCGGGCGUUUCAAGUCCGGACUCACUGAUUCAGUUCAUGCCCACCCGGUGUCUGAACAGGGGGCGGGGCAGAGCAGUCGGAUGUUGGUGGCCGGGGGGAACACCCACCGCAGGGUGCCCCCUAUAGAGCAACAGGCUGCCUCAGUAGGCCAGCCUGAAGAUGGUGUGGCUCAGUCUGUUGGGGGUACCGUGGGGAAAUUGGUAGGUCUGCAAACCGGUCGCUCCGUGAACCACGCGGUCGACAGCUCUGAGUUGCCACGUCGUACACACACGCAGCAGCUCCAGCGGGAGAGAACCGAGGCAGUGGAGAGAGUACGACAGCUGGAAGACCAACUGGAACACGAGCGACUUCACGCGGAAAACAGCCGGGAAAUUGUGGAGGAAUUGAGGCGGAAGAACGAGGAAGUCAGUGCCUUACGCCAGCAGGUCGAGCUGCUGGACGGACAGCUCCAGAGAGGCGAGGACGCCGAGAUGUACCACAUGAACGCCGUCCCUCCUCACGGGAAAGCCAUCGUCAUCGUAAACGACACCUUUACCCCUAAUUCCGAACUAGUGCUUCGACCACGAGCGGGAGCCAAGAGAGACAUGGACCUCUUCAGGCAAACGUUUGAACACCUCGGUUACUCAGUGGAAGCCUACCCCAAUCUGACCAGUGUUCAAAUGCACCAGGUUAUCGCGAAAGUGUCCGCGGAAAACCACGACGCUCACGACAGCUUCGUUUGCUGCAUAUCGACACACGGUGAUGAGGAGAACGUGUAUGGUGCAGACAGCGUCGGAGUGAAGCGAGUAGAGCUGAUUCAAGCCGUGAAGCAAUCCGCGACACUGCUUGAAAAACCGAAGAUGUUUUUCCUGCAGGCCUGUCGCACUAAACCCAGCUCGACGCCCACUACAGAGAACUUGACUCGCUACCAACCAGACGCUCCCAAACAAGACGCAGACAUCUUCGUUGCAAAUGCGACGACUCCCAACUCUGCCUCCUUCCGCGAUCCCUCGACGGGUUCUUGGUUUGUCAGCACUCUCCACCGGGUGUUCACCAGCCCCGCCCGCCACAACGCCACCCUCUCUGCCCUCAUGCACGAGGUGAACAGAGAAGUGUGCGAUGCCCAUGGAGUCAUCCGCGAGGGAGAUCCACACAGACUGGUUGCUGGGUCUUCAGAGGCCCGGCAGUGUGCCGAGAUUACGUCCAGUUUCAGAUACGGACUCCGCUUCAAGUUUUCCUCACAGUGA
Geodia barretti is the source of this 2058-nucleotide messenger RNA. NCBI's taxonomy places the organism in Eukaryota, Metazoa, Porifera, Demospongiae, Tetractinellida, Geodiidae. The record is from the annotation of a GenBank genome assembly.